Molecule: messenger RNA, 2103 nt
Organism: Protopolystoma xenopodis
Lineage: Eukaryota; Metazoa; Platyhelminthes; Monogenea; Polystomatidea; Polystomatidae
Source: the annotation of a GenBank genome assembly
AUGACAAAACCCGUUUUUAGAGUGACUCGAUGCUCCACUUCGGAGGGAACUGAUGAAAACCGGAAACCGUUUAUUGCAAUAAAACUGGCAUUUAUCACUCCUAAGCCUCUUUCAAAAGGUCAGCGUCAAAAUGUUGCAUUAAGAUAGGCGCUACUGCCGCCCUAUUCACAUGCUCGAGCCGACGUCAUCAGUUCCUUCUGCAGCCUGUCCGAUCCGGUUGGUCCCGUCGGGAUGAUCUUUCGUCUGACGCGGUUGAAUGUGUCGCUGUUGCUCCAUUUGGCUCGUCUCGCGGCUGACGUCCAGUCGUCUGGUCUCUUUCGUGCCAAAAAGAUCGUCUCGCCCAUCCAAUUUGUCAACCUUUCCACGCUUCCCGUCCUCGCCUCGUCGACGAUCGCAUCCUCGCCGUCACCGUCACCAUCGCCGUCGCCGUCGCCGUCGCCGUCGGUCAGCCAAUGGCCGGGCGGCGUGGGUCUGAUCCGCGCGCUGCUCAUCCCCGUCUGGGUGGGCAUCAUCUGCUUCGGAGUGACGGGCAACCUGUUGACCAUUCGAGUGUUGACGAAGCCGGGUCCGAUGAGUCGCGGUGGUACAGCGCUCUACCUCACCGUCUUGGCCGUCGUCGACAUUGCCUACCUUUGCACCAGCGUGACCAGCAAGUUGGCCGCUUUCAUCCAACCGCGAGUGGCCGAUCUGCGACACAAUUGGCCCGUUUGGUGUCGUCUUUCGCCCAUCCUCGCCUACAGCAUCUCGCAUCUGUCCGUCUGGCUGUUGGUGGCCGUCUCGUUGGAUCGCAUGAUCUGGACCGUGUUGCCGUUCAGAGCGAAGAAGAUCUGCACUCGACGCAUCGCUUGGCGCGUCGUCGGCGGCCUCAGCUCGAGUCUCUUGCUGCUGCAUUCACACUUCAUUUGGACCAUGACCUACGCCGCUUCGGUACCAACUGACCCCGCGGACCAACUGCACUUGGCCGGCAACGCGACCCACGUCCAGUUGAAGUGUUCGGCCAGUCUGACGGCGCGCCGGUUCGUGCCGCUGCUCGACCUCAUUCUCGUCUGUCUGUUGCCGUUCUGUUUGAUGUUGGCCGCCAACACUCUCAUCAUCUGCAAACUGCGCAGAGUGCGCCGCAUUCGCACCAACUCACGCCUCCUCGCCGCUUCACGCUCUGGCCCGAACGACGCCGACGCCAACGGCGACGCCAACGGCGACGGCGAACAGGUCUGGCCGUGUGACGUGACGGCAGAUUCGAACUGUCCGCGGGACGAGCUCGUGACGAGUCCGACUCGAGUUCAGAGUUCACGCAAAGGUGGUGAAGACGAGCAGGUUGGCUCGUGUCAGGCUGUCCAAUGGGAAGCGAGUAGACGUACCGACUUCCGGUCGCGAAGGGCCCCGGCCGACGGGAUUCGAGGCCACAGUCUGUCCACAUUGUCGGACGGCUCGAGACGCGCCAGCUUUGCUUCUCCCUGCCAUACUGCCUCACUUGCCUCGUCGCAAGGCAACGUCGACGUCGACAUUGGCGUUGACGUUGACGUUGGUGUUGACGUAACCGGUGCCGUCAGGCACACUGACACAGCGAGUCCACGCUCCAAGGUGGUCACGGCAAGACAGACGACGUUGCUGGCAGCAACGGCGAUUGCGAGUCUAACGUCGACGAUGACAGGCACUGGUGACUACGGCGACCACGGCUAUGCAGUCCAUCACGUCAGUGACGACAGCGACGCUGCCGACGUUGAUGUUAACGUCUACGGUGAAGACAACCAAAACGGCCAUGCAGAUGCCGACACCGACGAAGAUGGCGAAUAUGGCGCCGAAAGCGAUUUCUACAUCAACAAGGGCGGCGAUUGCGAAUUUUAUGUCGAAGGCACUGACGACGACUACUCCGACGUCGACUCCGACGACUACGGAUAUGGUGAAGGCGACGGCGAAAGCGAAGGCGACGCUUACGUCGACAACGAAGGCGGCGCGUAUGGGCAUGACGAUGCCGAUACCGACGGCAGCCACAAAGAAUUCAAUGUCAAAACUGAUGUCGACUGCAACGACUGCGGAUAUGACAACGGCAACGGCGACGGCGACGCCUACGUCGACGACGAAGGCAACGCGUAUGACCUUGAC